AUGGAGUCCUCUGCCAGCCCAAUACCACCCAGGCAAGUGCCAACCCAAUACCACCCUGUGCCAGCCUGUACCAGCCCAAUACCACCCAGAGCCAACCCUGUACCAGCCCAAUACCACCCAGGCCAGUGCCAACCCAAUACCACCCUGUGCCAGCCUGUACCAGCCCAAUACCACCCAGAGCCAACCCUGUACCAGCCCAAUACCACCCAGGCCAGUGCCAACCCAAUACCACCCUGUGCCAGCCUGUACCAGCCCAAUACCACCCAGAGCCAACCCUGUACCAGCCCAAUACCACCCAGGCCAGUGCCAACCCAAUACCACCCUGUGCCAGCCUGUGCCAGCCCAAUACCACCCAGAGCCAACCCUGUACCAGCCCAAUACCACCCAGAGCCAACCCUGUACCAGCCCAAUACCACCCAGGCCAGUGCCAACCCAAUACCACCCUGUGCCAGCCUGUACCAGCCCAAUACCACCCAGAGCCAACCCUGUACCAGCCCAAUACCACCCAGGCCAGUGCCAACCCAAUACCACCCUGUGCCAGCCUGUACCAGCCCAAUACCACCCAGGCAAGUGCCAACCCAAUACCACCCUGUGCCAGCCCAACACCACCCAGAGCCAACCCUGUACCAGCCCAAUACCACCCAGGCCAGUGCCAACCCAAUACCACCCUGUGCCAGUCUGUACCAGCCCAAUACCACCCAGAGCCAACCCAGUGCCAACCAAUACCACCCAGAGCCAACCCAGUGCCAACCAAUACCACCCAGAGCCAACCCUGUACCAGCCCAAUACCACCCACGCCAGUGCCAACCCAAUACCACCCUGUGCCAGCCUGUACCAGCCCAAUACCACCCAGAGCCAACCCAGUGCCAACCAAUACCACCCAGAGCCAACCAAUACCACCCAGAGCCAACCCUGUACCAGCCCAAUACCACCCAGAGCCAACCCAAUACCACCCAGAGCCAACCAAUACCACCCAGUGCCAACCAAUACCACCCAGUGCCAGCCAAUACCACCCAGUGCCAGCAUGUACCAGCCCAAUACCACCCAGAGCCAACCCUGUACCAGCCCAAUACCACCCAGAGCCAACCCUGUACCAGCCCAAUACCACCCAGUGCCAGCCAAUACCACCCAGAGCCAACCCAGUGCCAGCCAAUACCACCCAGAGCCAACCAAUACCACCCAGAGCCAGCCAAUACCACCCAGAGCCAACCAAUACCACCCAGAGCCAACCAAUACCACCCAGAGCCAGCCAAUAUCACCCAGAGCCAACCAAUACCACCCAGAGCCAGCCAAUACCACCCAGAGCCAACCAAUACCACCCAGAGCCAGCCAAUACCACCCAGAGCCAAUCAAUACCACCCAGAGCCAACCCAAUACCACCCAGUGCCAGCCAAUACCACCCAGAGCCAACCAAUACCACCCUGUGCCAGCCCAAUACCACCCACAGCCAACCCAGUGCCAACCUGUACCAGCCCAAUACCACCCAGAGCCAACCCAAUACCAGCCUGUACCAGCCCAAUACCACCCAGUGCCAACCAAUACCACCCAGAGCCAACCAAUACCACGCUGUGCCAGCCUGUACCAGCCCAAUACCACCCAGAGCCAGCCCAAUACCACCCACAGCCAACCCAGUGCCAGCCAAUACCACCCUGUGCACGCCCAAUACCACCCAGAGCCAGCCUGUACUAG
Pelobates fuscus (common spadefoot toad) is the source of this 1689-nucleotide messenger RNA. RefSeq lists its product as uncharacterized. Bases 1 to 1689 code for a protein of 562 amino acids. The record is from RefSeq and is a predicted model, not a curated record. NCBI's taxonomy places the organism in Eukaryota, Metazoa, Chordata, Amphibia, Anura, Pelobatidae. The transcript has a single exon.